Molecule: messenger RNA, 2709 nt
Organism: Penicillium manginii
Lineage: Eukaryota; Fungi; Ascomycota; Eurotiomycetes; Eurotiales; Aspergillaceae
Exons: 4
Coding region: 1-2709 (902 amino acids)
Biological process (GO): regulation of DNA-templated transcription; DNA-templated transcription; response to xenobiotic stimulus
Molecular function (GO): DNA binding; zinc ion binding; DNA-binding transcription factor activity, RNA polymerase II-specific
Source: RefSeq, a predicted model, not a curated record
AUGAUCAUCUACCGCUAUCUCAUCGUGGGCUUGGCGAUCCUCGCCCCAGCAGUCAGUCGGGCUACGAGUACGCAGCAGCCUCUCGACAAACCCGGAUGUGAUGGAUCUGGCCUGGUCGACCCAGAUGGCCAUGACCCCUGCAGCGGUGAUGGACUCAUUAAUGACCCCGGCCCUGGUCAUUCGGGCCACCGUGAGGGCUUCCAAUUCGAGAACCCGUCCACCCACUGUCGCUUUGUAUCCCAGAUGCACAUAUGGGAUUCCUUCAAAGAUCUCGAGAAAGACAUGAGCAAACUAUUCACACUGAUAAAUAAGGACGUCAAAUUUACUGUGGUCGGCCAUCAUCCCAUCGCUGGGCGGUAUCAUGAUUUGCUGCAUUUCUACGUGAAUGCCCUGCGUCGAGUGAGCGUACUUUUCUAUGACCACGCCGAUAAGUUCGAGAUCCACCCCAAGGCCAUCCACGGCGGGUGUAAUAGUGCUUGGUCAGUCGAGGAGAUUCAGUUCAAGGGGGUGAUGAACUCUGGUGAUAAAUUCGAUAUUGUCAAUGUAUGGGUGACUAGGUGGGAUCAUAACCAGCAAAUGGCCGAGAUCCGCACUUAUAUUGAUGCACCAUCCAUUACGGAGGCACUGCACAAGAAUGAAAUUUGGUGGAAUGGGACGAGUGAGCGAGAUAACCUGCAGUAUAUGCCCGGCCCGGCAGGCAUGCCGAAUCUUGAAGAGCUUGAGGAUCUUUUGGGCUACCCGGAUGGACCAAUGGCCGACUCCAAGCUGCGCAAACGCUCUCGCGCGGCCUGUCUUUCAUGCCAAUCACGGAAGAGAAAAUGCUCGGGCGAUCACCCAUGCACAACUUGCAUCCAGUCUGGCACACCGUGCCAAUUCAACCCCACACCCCGCAAGAAGCACAGUAGCGCGUAUCGGACCAGUCUGUCUGCGCCGGAGGAGGGACAGCAGCAACCUGAGAACUGGCCAAAGACACAGCCACGGCCCGGCUCUGCCAGCAUUAGAACUGGUGCUUCGGAUAGCGCCAUAUCACCCGCCUCCGGUAUUCAUCCUAAUGGCCCCGGAUCCAAUGAUUCCCGACCGGAUGACUCCAAACCUACCAGUCAGUCCUUAGAGGCCAACUCCGGGGCUUCGUUUGUCCGCAAACUUGGGCUGCGUAUCGACCCUGCUCGCGCACCGCGACUCCAUCUAUUUGCAUGGAAUGUCGGCGAGAGAAAGCAAUCGCCAGAUCGUGCGUUACCCGGGACGACGGCUUCAAUUGGCCAAAUCCUGUCCCAGGCCCAGAUGCUGGGGUUAGCAUCAAUUUACUUUGAAAAGGUCCACCCAUGCUAUGCGUUUCUGAACAGAGAAACCAUCCUAUCUCGUAUAGUACGGCAUUGGUCAAAUAAAACAUACGGAGAACAAGACCCAGCCUUUGAUACUGUACUUUGUGGCAUCGCGGCCCUAGCCUAUCUCUUCUCACAGCGCGAGAUUAUGGAUAUUGAGAUCAAACUAGCCGAAGACGCACGAAUUUUCCUUGAAAAGUCCGUCAUAUGCGGCGAACCACCUUCAAUCGACACAAUAACAGGCUGGGUGCUACGCACAGCCUACCUUCGAAUGACAGCCUCCCCACAUGCUGCAUGGAUGGCUAGUUGCACACUGAUGCAUCUAAUCGAAGCAGCACGCUUACACCUCGAAGCCUCGAGCCUAGAAACACCCACAGAACUUGGAAAUACAUCUACCGGAAAUCAUCCCAGCCAGAACAGCAUCUACACCUCACCCAAAUCCGACCUUGACACUCGCCGGCGCCUCUUCGGCAUGGCACGCCACUUAAACACCUGGAUCUCGUUCGACCUAGGCCGUUCGCGCGUCGUCCUCCACGGCGCCACAUCCCAGUCCCCAGACCAAGCUCAAACAUCAGGAGCAGGAUCAGGAACAGACCUCUUCCACCUCCUCCCCCUCUCCGAAUCCCUGGACCCAACAGGCCCCUCCCCACAAGACCUCCCCCGAGCUCGAAAAAGCCCUAACCUCCUCCAAUGCAACCUAAUGCUCUGCAUCUACCGCCGAGCCAGAGCCCUAAACCCCUACGCGCCCCUCCGCGCAGACCUACAAGACCGCAUCCUCGCCCUCGCAAGCCGCGCGCUCACCGCCGCGCGGAAAAUGGUCGCCGCCUCCUGCCCCUGGCACCAGGUUGCCAAUGUACCGUUCCAGAUCGUGUGCACGCUUUUGGCGAUGGAUAAUCGCGCGGCGUUGGGCUUGUUGGCGGAUGCGAUGGGGACGUUGAGGGUUGUGCAGGCUGCGUAUGAUACAGGUGUUAUGCGUGAGGCUUAUUCGACGGCUUAUUUGCUUGUUGCGUUGCAUCAGCGGCGAAAGGAGGAUGAUACGAGGGCUUUGGCGGAGGUUUUGAGGGAGAAUGCUUCUGCUGCUGGGGAUGUGUCGGGGACUGCUGGUGGUGAUGGGGUUGGGGUUGGGGUUGGGGCUGGAUAUGAUACAGCGAAUGGGAAUGGGAAUGUCCAUGCGAGGGUUAAUGCGUUGGUUGGGGCUUCAUUGCAGCAGGAUGUGCGAACGGAAGGCCAGACUACCCAGCAGAUGCAGCUUCAGCAGGAUGCGGCUGAUGCAGACCUUUCUUGGUUGGGCGAUUUGAUGAUUGAUAUGCCUUCUUUGCAGAACUUUGAUCUGGAGCAGUUUCUUGGAACUACUGUGCCGUGGCCGCUUCCUGAGAUGGGGAUUUAG